AUGACAACCACCCCCCCGGACCUCGAAGCCGCGCGCCACCACUACCAACACUACAAGGAACAACAUCCAACCCUGCGCAUCUCGACCUCGCUCAACCCCCCCACCCUCUCCCUCUCCCACCCCCAACCCUACCCGGCUAUAACCCUCACCCUCACCCUAACCCUCCACAACGCCCGCCGCCCCCUCACCCUCAGCGCCCGCCCCGGCAGCGGCGGCGUCCUGGAUCCGAAAAAGUAUUCCCCCCGCCACGCGCCGCUCAUCUCCCUCGUCUGCACGCGCACGGGCGAAAGGCCCGAACGAAGUGCGCUGGUGAAGUCGUUUGCGGCGUCCUCGUCAUCUACAUCAUCAUCAGUAUCCGGGAAGGACAUCACGCUCGAUCCGCGCAACGACCUCGUCACCAUCUACCCAACCCACGACGACGACCGCGGCGGCGGCAUCAGCAAGGGCGGAGGUGGAUACCAGCAGCAGCAGCCCCCGCAGCAACCCACGACCCUCACCCGCACCUUCACCAUCUCCGGCUACGACGACCGGCCCCUCGCGCCCGUCGGGCCAGGCGAGCGGCGCGUGAAAGCGUGGUGGGUAGCCGGGUCGGCGCUGAGCGCGCUGCGGGUGGACGAGGGGUACGAGGUCGAGCUUUUGCCUGCUGACGAAGGUGGUGGUGGCGGCGGUGGGGGUGUGGCGGAGUGGUACGAGUGGGGGACGGUGGAGGAGGUGGUGAGGCAGCGGGUGGGGAGCGUGGGGCGGGCGGUGGGGUUUACGAGGUUCCGGGCGAAGCAGAGGUGGUUGGGGCGCGUGGAGGAGGCUGGGGUGGGGGUGGGGUGGGAGGAGGGGGAGAGGGCGGGGCUGAGGCUUGUGGGGUAG
Messenger RNA from Lasiodiplodia theobromae, 861 nucleotides. RefSeq lists its product as uncharacterized. The record is from RefSeq and is a predicted model, not a curated record. Lineage: Eukaryota; Fungi; Ascomycota; Dothideomycetes; Botryosphaeriales; Botryosphaeriaceae. The coding region runs from base 1 to 861 and encodes 286 amino acids. The transcript has a single exon.